Sphenostylis stenocarpa is the source of this 166-nucleotide messenger RNA. The record is from the annotation of a GenBank genome assembly. NCBI's taxonomy places the organism in Eukaryota, Viridiplantae, Streptophyta, Magnoliopsida, Fabales, Fabaceae.
AGAGAAACCAAGGAAGACUCUGCAAAGGAACACCCAUUCUGACUCAGCCGUGACUAUGAUUCGCACAAACAUGUGUCGGCUACUUAUGGAUCAUGGAGGUGGUUAUGGUGAUGGAGCAUUGAUAUUGGGUUCGUGGGAGUUUGAAAAAGGUUUAGGUUUGGGUUGA